This is a messenger RNA of Esox lucius (northern pike), 2552 nucleotides long. Its product is annotated as nuclear factor 7, brain. Bases 270 to 1790 code for a protein of 506 amino acids. Gene Ontology annotation, biological process: protein ubiquitination. The record is from RefSeq and is a predicted model, not a curated record. Gene Ontology annotation, molecular function: protein binding; zinc ion binding; ubiquitin-protein transferase activity. The transcript has 5 exons. NCBI's taxonomy places the organism in Eukaryota, Metazoa, Chordata, Actinopteri, Esociformes, Esocidae.
ACACACACACACACAGGGAACUGUUUACCUUUGGAACCAGACACCUGCCUUCCUCUAAUCUCUACUCGGUUCUUCACUGACAGACCUGUUGAAGGUGAAGUGGAAGAUCUCUCUGGGGCUUAGUAUAUCUACGGCGCACGCUCUCACAGGGACUCGAGUACGAUCAGAGAGAUUUGAUUCUACACCUGCAAGAGGACAUUUUGGACAUUAAAUCAAUAACUGUGACUUUGACCUGUUACGUCAUUCUAGAAUGAGUGACAAGAAAUAAAAUGGCUUCCAGAUUUUCUUUCCCCGAAGAGGAUUUAUUUUGUCCCGUGUGCCGGGACAUCUUCAAGGACCCUGUCGUCCUCUCGUGUAGCCACAGCUUCUGUAAAAGCUGUGUGCAAAAAUGUUGGAAACUGAAAGGUUUUCGGGAAUGUCCAGUUUGCAGAAGAAGGUCCUCUAAGUCAGAACCUCCUUGUAACCGGGCCUUAAAGAAUUUGUGCGAGUCCUUCUUACAGCAGAGACAUCAGAGGGCUCCAGUUCUGCAGAGACCUGCAGUUCUCUGUAGUCAGCACAAUGAGAAACUCCAGCUCUUCUGUCUGGAGGAUAAACAACCUAUCUGUUUGGUGUGCCAGGCAUCAAAGACCCACAGAUCUCAUCAGUGUGUCCCUAUCAAUGACGCUUUAAAGAACCACAAGAAUCAACUCCAGACUGCCCUGAAACAUUUACAUGAGAAGCUGAAGAUGUUUACUGAAGUUCAACAAACCUAUGAUCAAACAACUGAGCACAUUAAGAGCCAGGCCCAGCACACAGAGGAGAAGAUUAAGACGGCGUUUGAGAAGCUUCACCAGUUUCUACGGGAUGACGAAGCAGCCAGGAUAGCUUCACUGAGGCGCGAAGCGGAGCAGAAGAGUCAGAUGAUGAAGAAGAAUAUUGAACAGAUGAGUAAAGAUAUGUCGUCCCUUUCAAACACAAUCCAAGCCACUGAGGAGGAGCUCAGAGCUGAAGAAGUUUCAUUCCUGCAGGUCAGGACAUGGCUUGGUCAUUGUGUUUCAUUGUCUAACAUGAAUGUCUUUAUCCUACUGCAACAUUACACAUUGACACAGAACAUGUUUUCAUAUCAUGUUUUGCAGAACUUUAAGGCCACAAUGAAAAAAGCCACAUGCGCGCUGGCAGAUCCAGAAAGGGUUUCAGGAACUCUGAUAGACGUGGCCAAACACCUGGGCAACCUUCAGUUCAGAGUCUGGGAGAAAAUGCAGGAGAUUGUUACACACACCCCUGUGAUUCUGGACCCCAACACAGCGCAUGCCUGUCUGUCUGUGUCUGGGGAUCUGACCAGUGUGAGGUACUUGGACCCAUUGCAGAAGCUCCCGGACAACCCAGAGAGGUUCAUGUAUUCCAAAACGGUUCUGGGCUCCGAGGGCUUCAGCUCAGGGACGCACAGCUGGGAGGUGGCGGUGGGGGACCAUCCACUUUGGAAUGUUGGCGUGGUCAAAAAAUCCACAGACAGGAGGAAGGGAAUCCAUCUAACUCCUGCUCAUGGAAUGUGGGCCAUAAAACAUAGGAGCGGUACGUAUAAGGCAUUAGAAGAUAUCGACAUGGCUCUAAAGAGGAGUCCCCAGAGGAUCAGGGUGCAGCUGGACUACGACAGGGGCGAGAUUUCCUUCUAUGACCCUAAAGACAUGACACUUCUCUUCAAACACCGAGACACAUUUACUGAGAGACUCUACCCAUUGCUCUCUGUUGGACCGCCUGGUGAUGCCAUAAACCUUGAUCUACAGAUCUGCCACAGGUUUCUUCGGAGGUAGGGGAACCCCAGUGACGGAUCCUGCUUCCCAACAUGCGGAUGGAGACCGAAGUCUUAUUUACGUUACAAGAGAGUGAAUGAAAUGCUAGAUAGACUUAGUCUUAGUUUACUUAGUCAUUUCCGUACCGGUUGAAUUUACGGCAUGUUCAAGAAGAGCCAUGCAGAAUUGUGUGCAGUAAUAACAGGAAAUUGAGCGAUGUGCGUGCGCACUGCGUAGGACGUUGAUACAGUUCCGACCGAAUUGUCUUCACACUUGCUAUACCCCUGGGGAACUUUAUCGAAAAUGGGGGUUCACACAACCUUGCGAGUUAACACAGCGAAAUAAUCUAGUGUAUCAAGUCUUCGAGAUAUCUUGGAGAAUGUGUUGUAAUGUAAACAAGCCCAGAGAGAGAGUGAUAGGGAGAUCUGGUGAAUGAUCUUGCUAAUACUGUGUUAAUGUCUCCACCAUUAAUGGUAAAAAACCAAACUGCAAUGGGAUCAUAAUGAUGACAAAGGGGGCAUGCUCAGAUCCUUGCAUUAAGAAAAACUAAAAAUAUCAGCAGAUUUUUCAUCAGCAUUUUCCAAAUACUAUUGUGUGCUUCAGGCAGACAUCCUUAGCCCUUAUUGAGGUGGUGAUAAUGUUGUGUUGUUCUAUUUUUCCAUUUAAAAUGUUCAUCUUAACUUAUUGUGUUGAGAAUACCAAAACGUGUUGACUGACUGACCCCAACAUCUUCAUUUACUGUUACGGUCAGAUUUUGUGAAAUAAAAUCCUCCGAUAAGUAUA